CUCUCAUCCAAUCAGCGUGCUUAUAGUGCCAGGUAAGUCCCUCCCCCAUCAGUGGCUGCUGGGAAAAAAUCCUUUACAGCUAUAGUUUGACAGUUCUUGUUUUUCACUAUCAAUAAUGAGAGGUCCGACAACAAUCGGGAAAAUUUAAAGUGUUCAAUGCUAAAGCAGUUUGGUUUACAAGACAUGAACGUUAAAAUUAAACAAAGCAACACCUUACCUCGCAGUGGCUGAUAACAAUUUUCUUAUCUGGGUUGUUUUGACAUACUGGUUGGGCUUGAAACAAUAUGUUAAGAAGUAUAAAAAGGUCUUCUUGACAAAAUUGUCGUUAUCCUUAAGAUGCAUUGUGUUACUAAAUUAUCACCGAAAUUUCUAGUGGCUGUAAGUGUAUUAUUAUUUUCAUCAUGUGUUUGCGAAAAGACCAAAACCAUUAUAACCAAUGCAGAAAAGCACCAACUAAGGGAGGAAGCAAGAGAUAUGUUCUACCAUGCUUAUAAUGCAUACAUGGAAAAUGCCUAUCCUGCUGAUGAGCUUAUGCCCCUUAGCUGUAUGGGAAGAUAUAGGGGCAAAACACCAAAUAGGGGUGAUAUUGAUGAUUGUUUGGGAAACUUCUCUUUGACCUUAAUAGAUACAUUGGACACCUUAGUGGUGCUGGGAGAUUUGGAAGAAUUUGAACAUGCUGUGAAAUUAAUUAUAAAAGAUGUUUCUUUUGAUAAUGACGUUGUGGUUUCAGUAUUCGAAACUAACAUCAGAGUUGUGGGUGGUUUGCUUUCUGCUCACAUUCUGGCGGAAUAUUUACAGCAACGAGAUAGCGUCAUGCCAUGGUACAAGGGGGAGCUGUUGGCAAUGGCAAAGGAUGUGGGCUUCAGGCUCAUGCCCGCUUUCAAUACAACCACUGGCAUUCCCUACUCAAGAGUGAACCUAAAAUAUGGCAUAAAAAGCGACCGAUUGGAGGCCUCUCGAGAAACGUGCACUGCCUGCGCUGGCUCGAUGAUCCUGGAGAUGGCGGCGUUGUCGCGUCUGACCGGCGAGCCCGUGUUCGAGGCGAAGGCGCACAACGCUAUGGACGAGCUGUGGAAGAUGCGGCACCGCAGCUCCGAUCUCAUGGGCACCGUCCUGAACGUGCACUCGGGCGACUGGGUGCGCAGAGACAGCGGCGUCGGAGCCGGCAUCGACUCCUACUACGAGUACUGCCUGAAGGCGUACAUACUGUUGGGCGACGAUAAGUACCUGAACAGGUUCAAUAGACAUUACAACGCGAUCAUGAAGUAUAUAUCGCAGGGGCCAAUGUUGCUGGAUGUGCAUAUGCAUAGACCACAUACAAACUCCCGUAAUUACAUGGACGCGCUGCUGGCUUUCUGGCCCGGUCUGCAAGUUCUUAAAGGUGACAUCAAACCGGCCGUCGAAACCCACGAGAUGCUCUACCAAGUGAUGCAGCGUCACAAAUUUAUUCCUGAAGCGUUUACCAUCGAUUUUCAAGUGCACUGGGGCAACCAUCCGCUACGCCCCGAAUUCCUAGAAUCGACGUAUUUUCUGUAUGCUGCCACGAACGAUCCCUACUACCUUGAGGUCGGGAAAAACGUUCUAAAAAGUCUGCAAAAGUACACCAGAGUGCCUUGCGGAUACGCAGCCGUCAACGACGUCCGUACUGCCAAACAAGAAGACCGAAUGGACUCCUUCGUUCUCUCUGAAACCUUCAAGUAUCUAUUCCUACUUUUUAGCGACAAAGAAGACUUGAUCCUGAACCUCGACGAGUUUAUUUUCACCACGGAAGGCCACUUGUUGCCACUCAGUCUUGCCGGUCGUCACGUCAACGGUACGAAGUCGAACCACGAGAUGGAACUGGACGACGGCGAGUUUGCGCGAUCGUGCCCGAACACGUUGCAAUUGUUCCCGGAGUCGGUGCGCAAACCGCUCCAGAACAUGGUGGACGGCAUGUGCCCAAGAAAGCGCAGGAGACUGACUGCGGCAGAGUUUUCAGCCGCUAACGUUAAUCAUUUGAAGAUGAUCAAGGAUAUGGGUAUCAAUAUUAUUGCGUUGAGCGAUGGAAGGGUACAACUGUUGCACACGUUUUCAGCGGCUCGCUCCACUGCAGACGCUGAGGAAGGCACCAUGUUUAUGCACGAGAUGGUGGAACUUUCCAAACUGCAAAAUCGUCCGUCUGAAACCGCACCUCAAGUCGUGUCAUUCCCCAUUAAAACGCCUGCAGGAGAGCAAACGGUGAAUGUGCAGGCGGGACCGUCACACUUUGGUCGCGGUCUCAAAGGUGAAGAAUUCAUAAAAUCCAAAGCCGUGGUCGUAUCUCCCCUGAAAGGAUGUUCGGAAAUAGAACAAGCACAAUCGAUCAAGGGUAAAAUUGCGAUAAUGGAGAGGGGCGAUUGCAUGUUUGUUGAGAAAGUGAGAAACGUGGAGAAAUUGGGCGCGAUUGCUGCCAUUAUUAUUGAUAACACGCCAGGUACUAGCGCUGUAGGUUCACCUCUAUUCUCGAUGUCCGGGGAUGGGAAAGAUGAUGUCAAAAUACCAUCAGUUUUCCUGUUUACACAAGACGCUUCCAAACUGAGGCUGGCCCUGGCAAAGGAUCCUAGCAUUGACGUAACGAUAAGAGAAAUGAAAAGCGACACUGAAGUGUGGGGCCAAAACGAGGAGGAGACGCUGUUCCAAAAACUUAAAGUAUCCGUCCAGGAAUUCCUAAACAAACAUACAGGCAUAGUGUUUACAAAAACCGUAGAAGUAGGAAAUUUUGUUGCCAACUUAGGCGUAGAUAAAAUAAGAAUUACCUAUCAAGAAAACCCCAAGGAAAACACGGUACUACCCAAAGAGGAAGUCAAUAAUCCUCAAUGGAAUCAAAUCAGAAAAGGUCUAUUGAAGAGUAUUAUCCAUUCAGAAACGAAGGAAUUGUAUGUUCCCUUAAAUAUUUUAAGGAUUUACUACCAGACGUUAAGCGGCGCCACUGUAGAGGAUCUCAAAGCGCAGGACGUUGAAAGACAGACCGAGUGGCUUCUGAAGGAGCUUCUUGUGGAACACCAGAAAACAGACGACGAUAAUCUCGUGAAGUUGGAAGAGGAUCCCGGAGUUUCGAUUUUGGCGGAUUUAAAGCAGUUCACCGACUUGGAGAAUGUCGUGCGCGAAAAACGAAAAAAUCUGGAAACGUUAAAUUCCAUUCUGGAAAGUGUGACUAAUUUGGGAAACGUGGUGGGUUCUCCGUCUUUUGAGAGUGUCUUAAAGAAACUCGCGGUUGAACCAACAGACGACAUUGUAGUAAAUGAAAGUGAUAAAACUGAUAAUAUUAUUAAAAAUAAAGAAACACAAACUAGUGAAUUAAAAGGUGAAAAAGAUGAUGUGAUUAAAACGAAAGCAAAUCAUGCUGCAGAUGAAUUAUGAUGGAAAUUGUUUAAAUCAAUUUAAUUAGGUUAUACAAUUGAAGAGAAUCAAGGCUUUCCUGAUACUUGAACGCCCUUAUUUGAUUUUUUCUUUUUAAUUUUACACAUAUCUACUUAUAUGAAAUUUGUAAAUAUUUAUGCUUGUUAGGAACUAACAGUUGCAAUGGG
Brassicogethes aeneus is the source of this 3545-nucleotide messenger RNA. The record is from the annotation of a GenBank genome assembly. Lineage: Eukaryota; Metazoa; Arthropoda; Insecta; Coleoptera; Nitidulidae.